Messenger RNA from Anarrhichthys ocellatus (wolf-eel), 1449 nucleotides. RefSeq names its product PTTG1 interacting protein a (gene pttg1ipa). The transcript is spliced from 7 exons. NCBI's taxonomy places the organism in Eukaryota, Metazoa, Chordata, Actinopteri, Perciformes, Anarhichadidae. Gene Ontology annotation, cellular component: cytoplasm; nucleus. Gene Ontology annotation, biological process: protein import into nucleus. The coding region runs from base 225 to 728 and encodes 167 amino acids. The record is from RefSeq and is a predicted model, not a curated record.
GAACAACUGCACAGACGCACACACACGCCUUCUUCCCUUUUGUCUUUGGUGCGUAUUGAGCGUGCGUCAGGAUUCAGCGUUCGGUUCCUUCUCGGCCAGUUCAUUUUUUGAGUUUCAGCAGCCAAAACAUUUCCGGUUUUUGCGCUCACGGGUUUUUAAAAAGUUUUCUCAGACGGAAAGUCUGAAGAAUACCCCUCUGGAAUAAUCUGCGUCUAAGUGGUGCGAUGAUGGAUUCGCGGAUUUUACCCGCUGCUCUCCUGCUUCUCUUCGGUUUGGCGACAGUUUUCGCUCAGACUUCCGCACCUGGCCAAGCUUGUGAGGCGAAGAAUGCGACAAACUGUGAGGAAUGUCUGCGAAAUGUGACGUGCCUGUGGUGCAUCACAACCAAGUCGUGUGUAAUGUAUCCAGUUAAGACCAUCCUUCCACCCCAUGCACUCUGUCCACUGAAUGAAGCACGCUGGGGGCUCUGCUGGAUGAACUUCCAGACGUUGAUAAUCACCUUGGCAGUAUUGGGUGGAAUUCUCAUCAUCGCCUUCCUGGUCUGCCUGUUCUGCUGCUGCAAGUGUGAGAACUUCGGAUCCAAAAGGUCGGAGGCCAAGAUGGAGAAACGGGCCAAUAAGACAAGAACCAAGCAGGAGGAAAGGAGGACAGAAAUGAAAGAGAGACAUGACGAUAUCAGGAAGAAAUAUGGUCUAAGUGGGCAAAAUCCAUACUCCAAAUUUGCAUGAGAGGACUUACACCACGACCGUUGGGUUUUUCCUUGAACUCUGACCUCUCACGCAACAGACAUCAACAACAUGUCUUGUAGACAUGAGAAUUUAUUUAAACUAUAACUCAUACAAUUUUAGAAAAGUGACAAUUGUUUUGUGUAUAUCUAUCUAUCUAGAUAUAGAUAUAGAUAUAGCUAUAUAGACAGGCUCGUCUGGCUUCCUCCAGCCAAUGAACAGGAAUGUUGUGUGAUGACCUAAGAAGCUGUAACCAAAAGCUAUGGCCGCAGUGUUCUUCAAUACUAUAAUAGUCUAUCCUGUGGCUAAUACUAUUUAUUAGGGUUAACUUUUAAGUUUAACUGUACAGAAUGGAAAAUAAUCCAGUUCAGUUGUAGGACCAACUUUCUUUUUUUUCUUAAAAUCUGUUUCAUCUGCAAAUCUGUUUUGUUCCGAUGAGUUGCUGCUGAUUUAGAGAUAAACUUAGAAAAUUAUAGCCUAUUUUUGUACUUUGUGAUUUUUUUUCUCUUGUUCCAAAUUGACUCAUCCCUUCUUUUUGUGGUACUGCUGUAUGUUUCACUGAAAUUAAUAAAUCUUCAACCCUUCUUCCGUAAUUUAUAAAGUAAUCAUUAAAUUCUUGAUUAUUGAAUGUGUUGAUCCUACAUUUGUAUGAGUUUGCGUGAUUCUACAUUUGCUGGUGUGUCUUGUAAAGGCACUCAAGCCAAAUAAAAGACUGGAAUAAUUA